This is a messenger RNA of Leptopilina heterotoma, 4324 nucleotides long. RefSeq names its product paired box protein Pax-6-like (gene Eyg). The transcript is spliced from 6 exons. The record is from RefSeq and is a predicted model, not a curated record. Gene Ontology annotation, biological process: regulation of transcription by RNA polymerase II; anatomical structure development. Bases 444 to 2360 code for a protein of 638 amino acids. Lineage: Eukaryota; Metazoa; Arthropoda; Insecta; Hymenoptera; Figitidae. Gene Ontology annotation, molecular function: DNA-binding transcription factor activity, RNA polymerase II-specific; RNA polymerase II cis-regulatory region sequence-specific DNA binding.
UCGAAUCCGGCGGAGCGCGAGCAGUCACGGGUGCUCACCGGCUGAAGAUCUAGUCUCCAAGUUUAUACACACACGAUCGGCUUGAAUUUGGGGGAACAACCCUUCUCCGUCACAAAUAGCCCCACUCGUGAACUUUGUAUUGCGCUUGCGUACUUUUGGUGUUUUGUCGCAGUUUAUUCGAAACCUGUUUUCUUUUGAGAAAAGAGAUUUUAGGUUUAUUGGUGUUUAUUUAUUCACGGUGAUCAUUGAGAGGAUCUGUCAGUAUGAAGUGUCCCGUUUUUAAGUGAUGGGUUUACGGAUUAUUAAACUCUGAAGGGGUGGAUUUUUGUUAAUUUGUAAGAAAAACAAAUGUUGAUUGUGAAGACUGAUGAAUACUGGAUGUAAUAGCGAGGGCAAUAGAUAAAGUUGCCGAAAGAAAAAGAAAUUAGGGUUAAGGACUGGUGAUGAUGAUUGGGGGUGGUGUUGUAACACCUCCGGGAACUGCCAAACCGGCAGCUGUUAUUAACGAAAUGGUUAUUGAUGUCAUUGGCAGUGCUAGUGUCAGUGGGAGUGGUAGUGGAAGUCCAGCGACGGCCGCUGUACGUGCUUCAAAUAUUGACAAUGAAAGUGGUAAUAAUAACAACAAUAGUAUAAGUAAUAAUAAUAAUGAUGCUCAUUCGGUUGUUGGUAAUGUGACAAAUUCAAGUUCAAUUGUUGGGAGAAAAAUUUGUUGUCAAGAAGAUGAUACACCACCGAGUAGCACUGUGACGAGACCUUGGGAACCACCUUCUCCAACCCUUUCGCAACAACAGAAUAGAUCUCAUUUGUUACAAAUGCAUCCUGCCCGACAUCAUUCACAUGCUCAACAUCAUCAUCAGCAGCUCAAUGUUCAACCAACAUCAAUGAUUGAUGGUGUCAGUCUACAAAACUGCACGACAGGACCGUUCCCAACGGGAAACAACAGCAGCAGUGCUUCACGACAACGACUACUCGAACUCUCACAUGGAUUAGGUGCCUUGAGGCAUUACAAUGAUCUCGCAAAUCAUGUACUGUCAUUAAAUCAACAGGGUGCUGUUGUCACAAAAUUACUAGGCACCCUCCGCCCACCAGGUCUGAUUGGUGGCAGCAAGCCCAAGGUAGCGACGCCCGCAGUAGUCGCCAAGAUUGAACAAUACAAGAGAGAAAAUCCAACCAUCUUCGCCUGGGAGAUUCGAGAGCGACUUAUCUCCGAAGGUGUUUGCAGUAAUGCAACAGCACCAUCUGUAAGUAGUAUUAAUCGAAUUCUACGUAAUCGAGCGGCGGAGCGUGCCGCAGCGGAAUUCGCAAGAGCCGCUGGUUACGGUUUGUACGCGGCUGGACCGCAUCCGUAUUUUAAUUCGGCCCAUCAUCAUCCGUCGUCAGCUCAUCAUUUAUCAUCAGGAUGGCCAACGCCAGGUGCCGGUGGUCAUCCCUGGGUACUACCACCACUAGGAAGUGGAAUGUCAGGUGCAGCGUCGGCACUUCUACUUCCACCGUCAUUGAGUCCCGGUGCUGCUGCCGCUGCAGCGGCGGCCGCCGUUGCUUCAGCGUCCGUCGCCGGAAGUCCCGAUCACGCUCUUCACGCAGCCGACGCUAUCGCUCGUGGCUAUCUUCAAGGUGAUUUUUGUGCAGAUGGCGAUGGCGAUGACGGAAGUUUGGACGGUUCGGAACAACCGAAAUUCCGUCGCAAUAGAACCACCUUCAGUCCGGAGCAACUCGAAGAAUUGGAGAAGGAAUUCGAGAGAUCUCAUUAUCCAUGUGUAUCGACGAGAGAGCGUUUAGCGUCAAAGACCUCCCUCUCGGAAGCACGUGUCCAGGUUUGGUUUUCCAACAGACGGGCAAAGUGGCGGCGUCAUCAACGAAUGAAUCUCUUAAAACGUUCGCCACCGCCGCCACAAUCGCAGCAGCAGCAACAACAACAACAGCAGCAGCAGCCGCCGCCGCAUUCCGCUGGAUUAGACAUCAACCGUACAGCGGGUUGCUCCAUCGGUGGAAUGGGCGGCGAAAAUAGUGCCUUUCGCGCAGUCGUCACUGGACCAACGUCAACAACAGUCGAACGUAUCGAGAGGAUUGAGACAACCACAAGACAACCAGAAAGAAAGCCAAGUGCUUUUCGUAUGAUAAGUCAAUUGGUGGGUGAAACUUCACCAAGUGGUCCACCGAGUCCAGGAGCUGAUCAACGUAAUCAUGAGCCAGGAGUCGAUCCCGGACCAGGAAGACCAGAAAUUGAAUCAAUCGACGAUGAGGACGAGGAGAUCGAUGUUCAGGAUUCCGAUCAAGAUGCACCGUCGCCGUCACCAGUUGCAUGGAGGGAUCAUUGGACUGAUCAACAACCUCUCGAAUUAACCAAACACGAUCGUUGAUUAUCAUUAUCAUUCACAAGGUGAUUAUUCAUUUUCAAAAUCAGGUCUAUCGACUCUUUAUAUUCUCUCGGGAAUAGCACACAAUUUUUCAGGGCAUUGAAAAAGCGUUUUUCAGCUCUUGGGAUUCAAGAUGGCACACACUAGCUUUUGGUGUAUUAUGCGGAAAUUCAAUACGAACUUAUUUUCUUUAUCAGUGAUCAGUAUUGUUUUAACGGUAGAAAUGGUUCGCGUGUUUAGUUAUUCAGAACAUGAUUAUGUGGAAAGCCGCUCUUUUUUUUUGAAAAAAAAAGAAAUCUUUCAAGAUUUUACUCAUUGUUUGUCAGAUUAUGUUAUGAACAAAUUAAAACCUCUUUUCUAACUCUAAAUGAUGUAUUGUUACACACAAAGAUAUAUAUCUUCUGGGAAGAUACAAAGUGCUGUCCGUGUAAGAGCCACAAGUCUAGUGAAUUAAUAAUCAGGAAUUGAUUUUCUGUUAUAAUUGCUUCAUAAGAGAGCAUAUUAUGUGUAUAAUUCCUUAUGAGUGUCUGCAUUUCUUCGAGUUACACAGAAAGAACGGUAAUCUAAUUUUAAGAAGCUUCUACUUAAAUAGGAGCCAAGAAUAUUCUCCACUUAAAUUAAGGGGCCCCACUUAAAUUAAGUAGGAAAUAUUCCUACAAUAAGAUUGAUAUUUUAAUUGUAAGAAUAUUUCCCACUUAAUAUAAGUGGGGGCACUUUAUUUAAGUAGGAAAUAUUCUUGGCUCCUAUUUAAGUAGGAGCUUCUUAAAAUUAGAUUAUCGUUUUUUCUGUGUAGAGUAUUAUUACUUCGGAUAUUCUGAAGGGAUGGAACUCUUCAUUGAAUGGUAAUUGUAAGUAGAGUAAUAAUACUUGCAAUACUAAUAGUACUUGCAGCUCAACUUUUUUUUAAAUUCAACUAAUUUUUGGGCUUAAAAUAAAAAUAAGAAAAAUUUGAGGUUCUAAAAUUAUACAUUUCAAUUGUAAAUACAAUUUACAAUUACAUUUACAAAUGUUAAUUGUUUCAGUCAAAAUUAGGUUUAAAACAAGACUUAUUUUUUUAAUGUGUUAAAUCCAAAAAGUGUAUCAAAUUUUAAUUUAUUUAAAAACUAAAAUUACCAUUCAAACUGUUAUUCUAAAAGCGGAUGAUUGAGACUUCUAAAGCGAGACUACAAAUCUUUGGAGCGAAUUUCACUCCUGACUGUAUAUAAUAGAAUAUGCCUUUUUUUCAGUGAAAAUCCACUCCAUUGAUAUUAGUCAUUUUAGUAAAUUCACUACGACUAUAAAUAUUGUAUAUCAACCACCAUAUUGUCGUUUGUAUAUAUAUAUAGUUCGAAUUAAAAAAAGAACAAAGAAUUUUUUUUUCUGUGAAACAACGAGUAUUAUUUGUACUCUCCUAUUAAAUAGUAGCUAACUCUCUAGCUCAAUGCAUCUUUUCUUAUCUACCAGAAAUACUAAAUUACUCUCCGAGUUCACUCGAAGGCGCGAGCUCGAAACUAGUCCUAGAAGAAAUAUACUUUGAAGCUAUAUCCAUUUUCGAACGAUAUAUUUCACACCUCGACGUGUUUUUCAAGGAAACCAUGGAAGAAAAAAAUAAACUAUACAAUUUCGCGCAAAAAAGAAGAAAAAGAUAAGCCAAUGGAUUCGAAACAAUUUUAAAGCUUGGCGUGAGAAAAUCAAGUUAUAGAAAAUAACGUUUACUAGAGAAAUGAAUACGCAAUCUUAAAAAAAAAAUUUCUCAUGUGAUGAGAAUGUAAAAAGUACUUCUUGAAUACGUAUAAAUAUAUAUAUAGAUAAUUCUGUAACAAGUUCUGUUAAAUCCUUUUAUUUAAAUGAAUCGUUUGUAAAUACGAAUCACGUAGUUGUUUGUGUCUUUGUCUUCAACCUCAUCGUAUCCUCCGCUCCCAAAAAAUAACAGAUCCUACCGAAUCCAAGGAGUGAAUGAGAAAGAAAAAAAAGGGAUGAGAGAUUAA